AUGAUGGCCCUAAAGGUCGAAGCUAAAGGUGGAAAGGGAGGAAAAGAAUGGGAUGAUGGAUUCAAUUAUGAGGGUGUAACAAAGAUUCAUGUACGAGGUGGUGUCUCUGAACGUCGUGAGACUAAUGUCGAGGGCACUAAGUUUUCACUAAGAGUCAGUGGCAAGAAAAUCAUUGGGUUUUGUGGAUUUGCUGAGAAGAAUCUCAACUCUCUUGGAGCAUAUUUCAUCAGGAUGCCACCAACCAAAUCAGCAAUGCAAUGUGGUCAAACUACAGGUAUGGGUAUGAUGAUGGGGAUGACUACGAUGGUGUAA
This is a messenger RNA of Eruca vesicaria subsp. sativa (arugula), 312 nucleotides long. Lineage: Eukaryota; Viridiplantae; Streptophyta; Magnoliopsida; Brassicales; Brassicaceae. The record is from the annotation of a GenBank genome assembly.